AUGGCGGCUCAAAUUCCCCUCGAGCCUAUCAACUGCAGACUCCUGGAGGCUGCAGGGAAGCUAGGGUGCUUGGAGGCGAUGACGGUGAUUGCUGCAGCAUCACAGUUGCCGCAUCCUCUCUCGCAGCAUCCUCUGGACGUCACGGAUGCUGCCACUUUGAUCGGCCGGUCACAGUUCGCACAUCCCUUCUCCGAUCACAUUACAAUGAUGAAUGUAGCGUAUGCUUACGCUCACAUAAUCAAGGAGGAGGAGAUGGAUCCUGCCCAAUGGUGUCAUGACCAUUUCCUGUCUCAGAGCAGUUUGGACCAUCUCUGGUCCAUGCAAUCGCGCCUUCGCCAAAAGGUCAACAUGCGAUGGCCGAAUCGCUUGGGUGUUAGCGACGUUCGUGACCCCAACUACGAGCUAACAAUUCGCAAGGCACUGGCCGUUGGCCUUGCGACACAAUCUGCCGUGCUUAAGAAAGGCACCGAUACUCACAUCACGGUGAACUAUAACCAUUCGGGCCUCAUCAAUGCCGACAGUGCCGUGAUGUAG
Pestalotiopsis fici W106-1 is the source of this 534-nucleotide messenger RNA. RefSeq lists its product as uncharacterized. NCBI's taxonomy places the organism in Eukaryota, Fungi, Ascomycota, Sordariomycetes, Amphisphaeriales, Sporocadaceae. Gene Ontology annotation, molecular function: RNA binding. The transcript has a single exon. The record is from RefSeq and is a predicted model, not a curated record. Bases 1 to 534 code for a protein of 177 amino acids. Gene Ontology annotation, cellular component: intracellular anatomical structure.